CAGGAUACAAAGUGUCUGUGUGUGCAUUGUUCUAAAACUUUAUUCAAAGUCGAGAAGUCGAGUUGGAGACAGUGCAUCUUGCUCUCACCCAUCCACCACCCAACUCUGGAAUAUAAAUUAAUAUUUGUCUACUUUUUGAACGGUUCCGCCUUUGUCUUCUGACGUUGUCACUUGAUGUGGUCCACUUAGAACUCGGCAUCAUCUUUGCAGUCUUUGCAUAAGUGCAUACAUGCAUGUAUGUACAUAUGUCUGCAGAAGUAUGUGAGUGGGUGUGUUUAUGUGUGCGGUAAAAAGAAAGGUCUUUACAAGCAAAUAGCUGUACUUCCUUUGCCAGGAUAUUUUUCUAUGUAUAUCUGCGAGUGUUUGUAAAUCCCCUGCACUGUAAAAUAUGCAAUUAGAAAAACAUCAAAGCACAGACACCGCUCAAUGCUGAUAGCCCCGGUUUCCGAUACCCUAUAUACUCUUAUCAUAAGCAAAAUCGUCGUCAAAUUGGAAAUUCUUAUGCAAUAUAGAGCGGAAGUCUGUUUGUCUCUUCGACGAGUUGAUAAAAAUGCAUUCAGUGCAAAAUGUACUAACAUAAGUUUUUAGUACUGCUUUAAAACAUUUCUGUCAGCAAGAUAAGAAUAAAACAUAAGAUAAAAAUGCAUGCGUCCGUUUGGAUAUUGUUCCUUUCUCUGUCGCUUUCUCUUGGUAUUGGUGCAGUGCGUCAUCUAAAGGAGAAUCAGAGUUCAAAAAACGCUCAGGAACGCCCUUUACGCUCUGAGCAAAAUAAUCGUCGACGCAGUAAAAGCAAUGUUUCUGUUGAUAAUCAUGGAAUCGCAAAAGUGGGGCGACGACCAGCUCUAGAGGACUACGAUUUCAUAGACGUCAAAUAUAGUAGUGAAGUCAUAGAUAGCUUCGAAACAUCGCUGGAAUCCGUAAAGCGGCAGCAAAGAAAGGAAGGAAUAACUACAGCGACAACAGAGCAUGAUAUUUUUACAUGUUGCAAUCAAGUCUUUGGCUCAUGUCGCACAGCAUGCGAAAAUAUAUCGCUGGACGAGAUUACUCACAAUAGCGAAGUUGCACGACUAGAGUUACGCAAAUAUUGUGAAGCGCACCAUGAAUUUUGGACUUGUGUCAAUAGCACCCUUGAUGCUGUUUUGCACGGCUCGGAUUGGUCGGGUCGUCGGUGCUGUCAAUUUGGUGUAUUGCUCCAUUGCCGUAAUGCCUGUGCCUCUUCAAGUAGUGCACCUGUUAAAUCGUGUAGGCGGAGCGACGAACAAGUAUUAUACGAUUGUUUUGAACGUCAAGAAGCAGCCGAUCUGUGCUGCAGUCAGGCAAGAACUUCGCAAUGUUUGCAGGCCUGUCAUGGUGUAUUCGAACCGUCAAGUAGCAGCCAAGAGCGAGUCGACAUUGAUUCCGCUUGUGGAGCUCGUAAUACCGAUGUUGUUCAGUGCAUACACAACCACACUGACAUGACUCCUCUGGUGAAUGCCGAGCAGUAUCUUCCAUGUUGCGAGUUUAGUAGCAAGGAACACUGUCGACAUAUAUGCCGCAAUUUACUCCAGCAAAAUAGCACAAGUUUGGAACGUAGUGAGGUUAUUUUCAGCCAUUUAGAGGCAGCCGGAUGUGGCACUCCCUUGCCUCAUCUACCAUUUUGGCAGUGCUUUUUGACGAUCAACAGGAAGCUAGUUGUCCCUACCAGAGGUCAAACUCAACGAAAUGAAGGGUCUAAUGUGUAUGGCGAGCCCAAUGAGUUAGGCAUGGAUGCAGCGAAGCGUCAAUGCUGCGAACAAGCUAGUAGUCACAAGUGUAGACGGUUGUGCAUGCAGAUCUUUACCAAUAAUUGGUGGGACUCAAGAGCUAGCUUCGAAAUUGAAUGUCUUGAGCAACCGGGAGAGAGAGAGCUACGUCGUUGCAUUGAAAAUGUCGAUAACCCCUGCGAAUUAGGUUGCGACGGUUUAAGCUUUUGUACAAAUUUUAACAAUCGACCCACAGAACUAUUUCGGAGUUGUUCCGCCAGUUAUGAUGCAGCAGCCAGGGAAGAUUUGCAGUUGCUUCAACAGCGUGGGUAUGUAAAAGUUCUAGGGCAGGAGUUGUUCAUUAAAAACACCACGCUAUGCGCUCCCGAGAAAUGGAAGGCUUUGGUGUGUGCUCUUCAGAUACAACCUUGUACCCGGGAGGGACACUUCAAUGGUAUCUGCAGUGAGGAUUGUAGUGAAAUUCUCGAAGAGUGUCUAGAUUGGACACGCCAGCAACAAAAACCCCAAGCUAUAUGCUCAAGGCUACAACCUUCUUUAUCCGAAGACGAGACUCCUUUGCCCUGCAUUUCACUAAAAGCAUACUUGCAGAACGAUGACAUUUCAUUGACGACGAGUGGACAUCCUGGUUUGACGUCUCCCUGCCUAAGAAAACCAUGCAAUUCGAGUGAGGUGUGCGUACUCGAACGCUCUGGAGCUCAAGGUUACGCCUGUAUACCGGGCUGUAGCAUGGGACAGGCUUCGAAUUUCCUAGUACCUUUUGGUUCAUAUGUUCGCUUGGGUAAAACAAGCUCUGCCAAAAUUGAAGUGGGACAAUUUGUCACAGCCGAACAUGUGGUUUGUCGGUGUGGCCUACAGGGACAACUGGAGCAAUGUCAGCCAUUGCCCAGCUACACUCACUCGCAUUGCGUCCUACCAGGUGGUCGUAGCUUUCGCCACGGCUCAUCGUUCUAUCUCGAGUGUAACCUUUGCAGCUGUUUUGCUGGCGAGAUAACAUGCACAAAACAACAGUGCCGCCUGCCUGGAUUCACUGAAGUGGGUUACACAAGUCUACCUUGCAACUGUGCUACCCAUUAUGUUGCGGUCUGCGGUUCGAAUGGAAAUACCUAUCCCUCGGCAUGUGUGGCCAAGUGUCUGGGCCUUCAAGAAUCUAUGUACAUUUAUGGAGCAUGUAAUUCUCGGAAUGCCUGUCAUGCGGCUGGCACUAAUGCGUGUGGCCCCAGUGAGAGGUGUCUAGAGAAGCGUCAAGUAUGCCUCUCUAAUAUGCAAAAACCAUGCCUUCAGUAUAUCUGUGUAAAUGCCACAGCGUCUAAUUGCUACUCUCAGAACACAGAACAACUGUGUGAUGUUUUGGGCAAUACGCACUCAAAUGCUUGUGAAUUUGUGCAGGCACAGCCCAAUGAUCAAGUGGCCUAUUGGGGAGCUUGCCAACUUGAUAAGGAUCCCUCAAGCAGUUUCUCUUCCGUUUGCGGCAUUAAUGGCGUGACUUAUCGCAGCGCAGCCGCUGCUCGCACAGAUUAUGUGCUGGUAGACUAUACAGGGCGAUGCCGCGAAGUAGGCCUAUUGGUCUCCGAUAUGGGCAGACGUUGUCGUACUGUAAAAUGCCCCUCUUCAGAUUUUAAGUACUGUCAUCUGAUAGUUCCACCUGGAGCUUGUUGCCCACUUUGUGCAGGAGGAGCCUUAAGGAUUAUCUAUUCCAAGAAGCAACUGGACAGGGCCACUUACGCCCUAAAGGGGAAAAAAAGUUCUUUGCUUACAUUACGCGGUGUACUACAACAGCUAGAUAGCUUAAUUCAAAUCAACGAGUGCCAAUUGACUGGUUUUUUGACCAUGGAGGUUGGAAUUUUUGUUGCUUUGGUGCCGAAGACCCGAGGAAGUCCCACACGCCUGCAGUUGGAGGCUUGUGGUCGAGAGGCGGAAAAAAUAUCGGCUUUAAUCAAUGCUCAAUCCCCUAGCAUCACCACCAAUUUGGUGUUGUCCAGCUUGACCGUGUCGCAUCUGCUGCAGCCUUUAUCAAGUGGCGGAUGGGUACAAGGGCCACUUAUUUGGUUAAAAAUAACUACCAUGUUUCUCGGUUUAAAAAUAAUAUAAUUUUAGAAUUAGGUUCAUUUUUUGUUUUGUAUAUUUGGAAAACAAUCAAGUGGAUUCUUGGUGCCAAUUUUUAUGUUCUGUAAGAUGUCCAGUUGUGCCUUCGAUGAUAGUUAGGAAUUGAUACCCUGUAUUAUGUGAUAUUAGCUAAAUUAUUUAAUUAGGUUUAGAUGUAAAUCUUGGAAGUAGUAUUAUCGAACGACACAUAAAAAUGAAGAACUAAUUAAACAUUUAAUAGGAAGUAUACCUGACAGUAAUUUUGGCAAACCAAAGUUCAUCCACCAUUUUAAACCCGCAACUGUUAAUUUUAAUUAUUCCUGAGCGCUUUUAACGCUAAGAUAAAAUAUUAUUUGCAUGUAUAUUCGCAUGUCCGUGAAAGAAAAGAGUAUAAAAAGAGCAAAGUUCAUAUGUAGAAAUAAUUGUAAGCGAAGUUUAGUUUUUAUAUAUCAUGCCCUUAUUUUGCUAAAACAUUGACCUAAAUUCUAAAUUCUUUGUUUAAAUUGGUUAUUUGCAUCUAAUAGAUAUCUCUUCAUUAUUUUGGCUUAAUUACUAAUUCAAUGAUUAUAAUUGUAUAUGUAACAAAACUGCAAUUUUAAAAAAGUUCGGUUGAAUGCCUUAAAAAAAUCCUUUAAAAAGGAAAUCCCAAAUUUUGGAAAAUUAUAAAUCUAAUAAUAAAGUCGCGUAAGUAACCGUGUGAGUAGCUUUCAUCUGAAACGAUAAAAAUCGAAAGCUCUCAAAAUAUUACAAAAAAGUAUGAGGGGUAAAUUGUAGUGUAAAAUUUUAUUUUGCUUCCGAAAGUCGUGUAAGCUACAGCCGAAAUGUCUAGAUGUACACUUCUACUCAUAUAAUAAUUAUCUUGUAUGAAAAUGUUUUGAAUAGUUUAUAUUAAACAGCUGCCGCUCACAUUUCGAUCAUGAAUAAUUGUUGCCGUUAAUACAAAUUAACAAAAAUUGUAAACGUACAAAAAUAAGUUUAGCGAAAAAUUGGUCAAUGAAUUGUCCAAUAAUAGUUUAGGUGAGUUAGCCACCAAAAAACGGAAUAAAGUUAAGUUUUGUUGCAUAACUUAGUUUGUGCUAGAAGAUUUCUCAGGCCUUGUAAACACCACGGCGAAUUUGAGAAAUAAAUUACAUGAAGGUGACAAAUUUAUAUGAGUAGGACUUUUGACAGUCAGCUUUGCAUAUUCAGGUUUUUUGUUUUGAAAGUAAAAUGUUUUGUUAGUAUUGUAUUUAUGGCAACGGGAUGCUUACAUACCCGCACGUUAAAAAAAUAUUAACGGCAACAUGAAGUGUUCUCACUAUUUACAAAACUGUUUCAUUUCGUAUAAGUGUCUUAAUCAUCUUAUUGUUAGUUAUAAUCUAUAUAUAUUAGUUUAAUAUAAGCAAGGUUUAAGAACUUCUUAAAUUUGCGUCUCAUCUGUUUUUUUUUUCAAUUAUAUUAUUAUUUUAUAUAUUAUUAUUAUUUAAAUCCUAGAGAAAUGAUAAUUAACAGAAAGUACUAAUAGCGAAAUUUUUACCAGGUCGAGUUUCGGAUGGAAUUUAUAUUUAAACAUAAUUUUUUGACUAAUGUUUCCCGGUUCACUAAAUUUUAGGAUCCAAAUAGUUGGUUUAUUAUGUAUAUAAAUAAAUCCAAGUGAAUAAUUAGUUUCGUUCUACGACAAUUAUAUAUUUAAAUAGUCAUCGGAGAGCUUUCUCUCAUUAAGGCAUGUUUCUCGACCAAAGGAAAGUAUAGUUUUAGAAUUAACGAUUAGGCCUAAGCAUAAUACUUACUUCAAAUUCUAAUAAAGAGUAAUACAAACACAAAAUAAUAUUAAAGCAAAUCCUCUUUGCAAUUUAUUUAAGCCCUCCAUGGAAAAGAAAAUGUGACAUGAAAGAGAUAAUCUAUACUCUAAGUUUCCAUGGGCACUACUGCAUGGACACGCUCGGUGAUCUGAAAGUCCUUUAUGGUGGUGUGCAAAACAGAAGUUGUGCCAUGCUUGAAGCGAUAGUCCAAUUUUCGUUCACCUUUCUUAUUGGCAAGCUCAAAGUUGCGCAAGUACUCCACGCUAUUUUCGCGAAUUACGCAAAGGUCAACGUUGGAGCCAGACCCCAAAUCGUUGAAAAUGCCGGAAGCAAUUGCAUCUCGUACCAGUAGCUUACCAUCUUCCUCUGACAUAUUGGGUUUCCAACGACUUUCAAAUACAGACAUGGCGGCCAAACUGCCGGAGCCCAUGGUAGCAUAAGGUAACUUGUCUGAGCUACCAUGCGGAUGAAUGGAAUAUAGAUGUGGUCCUGUCUUAUCUACACCUCCUAACACCAGAGCCGCGCUAAUAUGACCUUGGUAGCGGAAAAGCAUCUGCUUCAGCAUCAUAUUGGCGGCCACCACACGGACCUGGCGAUUUGUGUUCAAGCGGUGCAACUCCAACUGAGAUGAAA
Messenger RNA from Drosophila willistoni, 6238 nucleotides. It is a transcript of the gene Reck, whose product is annotated as reversion-inducing cysteine-rich protein with Kazal motifs. The coding region runs from base 642 to 3830 and encodes 1062 amino acids. NCBI's taxonomy places the organism in Eukaryota, Metazoa, Arthropoda, Insecta, Diptera, Drosophilidae. Gene Ontology annotation, cellular component: plasma membrane. Gene Ontology annotation, molecular function: protein binding; metalloendopeptidase inhibitor activity. Gene Ontology annotation, biological process: extracellular matrix organization. The transcript is spliced from 9 exons. The record is from RefSeq and is a predicted model, not a curated record.